Sabethes cyaneus is the source of this 1395-nucleotide messenger RNA. Its product is annotated as troponin T, skeletal muscle-like. Gene Ontology annotation, molecular function: tropomyosin binding. The record is from RefSeq and is a predicted model, not a curated record. Lineage: Eukaryota; Metazoa; Arthropoda; Insecta; Diptera; Culicidae. Gene Ontology annotation, cellular component: troponin complex. The coding region runs from base 65 to 1225 and encodes 386 amino acids. Gene Ontology annotation, biological process: sarcomere organization; muscle contraction; regulation of muscle contraction. The transcript has 11 exons.
UCGCCGGAUCAGUGCGUGUUUUCAUUUUCUCUGUAGAGCAGUCUAGUCUCAACCCACCACCACCAUGUCUGACGAUGAAGAGUAUUCCUCUGAAGAGGAGGUCGUCGAGGAGCAGCAACACGAACCACAGGAACAGCCUGCAGCUAAGCCCGAGGGUGACGAUCCCGAGUUCAUCAAGCGCCAGGAUCAGAAGCGCUCGGACUUGGACGAACAGUUGAAGGAAUACAUCAACGAAUGGCGCAAACAGCGGGCCAAGGAAGAGGAUGAACUCAAGAAGCUCAAGGAGAAACAAGCCAAGCGCAAAGUUUCUCGAGCUGAAGAGGAACAGCGUAUGGCUCAACGCAAGAAAGAAGAGGAGGAGCGUCGCGUUCGCGAAAUUGAGGAGAAAAAGCAACGCGAAGUGGAAGAAAAGAGGCGACGUCUCGAGGAGGCUGAGAAGAAACGUCAAGCGAUGUUGCAGGCCAUGAAGGACAAGGACAAGAAGGGACCGAACUUCACUAUCACCAAGAAGGACAGCUCUUUCGGAAUGUCCAACGCCCAAAUGGAACGUAAUAAGACUAAGGAACAGCUUGAAGAGGAAAAGAAAAUCUCGUUAUCCUUCCGUAUUAAGCCCCUGGAAAUCGAUGGCCUCAGUGCUGAUGCUUUGCGUACAAAGGCCACAGAGUUGUGGGAUACUAUUGUCAAGCUGGAAACGGAAAAGUACGAUUUGGAGGAAAGGCAAAAACGUCAGGACUACGAUCUUAAAGAAUUGAAGGAAAGACAAAAGCAGCAGCUUAGACACAAAGCCUUGAAGAAGGGUCUUGAUCCAGAAGCCCUUACUGGCAAAUACCCGCCCAAGAUCCAAGUCGCCUCCAAAUAUGAACGCCGUGUUGACACCCGCUCUUACGAUGAUAAGAAAAAACUGUUCGAAGGUGGCUUUGACACUCUGAACAAGGAAGUUCUCGAGAAGCAAUGGUCAGAGAGGAAGGAACAGUAUGCCGGUCGUCAAAAGUCCAAACUACCCAAAUGGUUCGGCGAGCGACCUGGCAAGAAGGCUGGCGAUCCAGAAACCCCCGAAGGCGAGGACGAGGUCAAGCCUGAGGAUGAGGAAGUCGAAGAAGUCGAAGAGGAGGUCGUCGAAGAAGUGGUUGAGGAAGAGGAGGAAGAAGAGGAAGAGGAGGAGGAAGAGGAAGAGGAGGAAGAAGAGGAGGAGGAAGAAGAGGAGGAAGAAGAGGAAGAAGAAUAAAAUUGCUAACAUCAACGGUUCAAAACUAUUGAUUAAGUCGGAAGCAUUAUUUCUCUACUACCAUUUCCAUAUUAUUCCUCCAAUGGGCAGCGAAAGUAAUCGUAACGAUGAUGAUGGAGAUGAGCGAAAGCAGACAAUCGCAAAAGCGCUUUUAUUCAACAUCUCAAUUA